CCGCCCAGGCCCGGCUUCCCCGCCUUGCGCUCUCACCCUUCGUGGCUCUUUCCCGCUGGGGCUGGGCGCUUCCUGGCUCCGAUGGCGGGCCUGGAGCCUCUGGCCGCGCUGCCGGACGGGGACCUGCUCGACUUCCUGCUGAACGAUGACGCGCCGGUGGCGGGGAGCCCCGCGGGGGACAGCCCGCCGCUGGGGGACUGGGUGCUGCCUGAGCUCGAGCUCCUGGACAAGGAAAUGGACAGCUUCAUCAGCUCCCUGCUGAGCCCCUCUGAGGACGAACUGUGCCCGCUGCAGGGCUGUUUCCCUGCUGACAGUGAUAGCAGCACUUCUGAGGAUCAGAACCUGUUCCACAGCUCAGGCAGCGAUGUUGCCAGCAGCCCUCAGAGCUCAGACAUCGUGCAGUUUGAUCACAACUAUUCCCUCCAUCAAGAUUGGCAGGCACUGGAAAGCGUGAGGUCUGACAUGGCAGAAGGAGAUGUUUCCAUUGACCUUGAGACAUGGAUGUGUUUGGAAGGCACGAAUGAGACGCUGGAACAGGACUGCAGUUUUCCAAUCACUGUUGCUGUGGAUGCUGGACCCCAGCAUAUUCCUGGAGCCCCCAUACAGUCCAACUUCCCAGAGCUGGUCCUGACUGAGGAGGAGAGGCAGCUUCUGGAAAAGGAUGGUGUUUCCUUACCAACCUGUCUGCCACUGACCAAAGCUGAGGAGCGACUUCUGAAGAAAGUGCGUCGGAAGAUCCGGAACAAGCAGUCAGCCCAGGAUAGUCGUCGCAGGAAGAAAAUCUAUGUUGAUGGCCUGGAGAACAGGGUGGCAGCUUGCACAGCCCAAAACCAUGAGCUGCAGAAGAAGGUGCAGCUCCUGCAGAAGCAGAACAUGUCUCUGCUGGAGCAGCUGCGUAAACUGCAGGCCUUGGUGAGACAGUCCACAACCAAAACUACCACAGCAAGCACCUGCAUCAUGGUCCUUGUCCUUUCCUUCUGCCUCAUUCUCUCACCCAGCCUCUACUCGUUCGGCAGCAGAGGGCCACAGCCAGAGUUCAGAGUUCUGUCACGGCAGAUUCGUGAGUUCCCAAACAAGGUCUGGCAGGCAGCACCUGCUGUGCAGGAGGAAGUUGUACUGGAGAGGUUCAGUCCAGAGCCUGAAGACACUUCACUGUUGGGCAGCCUCAAUCAGUCACGGGAAGAGGGGCAGAGUCCACCCAAGCCUGACCCAAGGCCUGCAUUCAACAGCAACUCAUCCUCUGACCCUCCUGGGACAGCGGGCUCUGAGCUGGGUCCUCCGCAGCCGCAGGAGCAGCACUCCCAGAGAGAUGCCUUGCAGUCAGAGAUGCUGGCACCAUGGAAAGAUGAGAGUCAGGAGUGGGUGGAGCACACCACCAGCGUUGUCAUCCAGCAGCACCGCACCGAUGAGAUGUGACCAUGAGAUGUGACCGUCCCCUCCUUGCUGCCUGACAGGGUGAGGCUGGGCACCCUGCUGGGAGGGUCAGCCAGAACUGUGUUAACAGAUAAUCUGUAAAAGCAAAUGCUUUUAUGUAGUCUCCUGAUUGCUGGCAGCUCAGAGGAAUCAUUUUAGAGAGGAAUCAUUUUAGAGAUGAUCUAUCCUUACAUUCUGCUCUGUGUAACUGUAACAGAGGCUCCUAUCCAAGAUGUGGUAGGAAGCUCAGGGAGCUUUGUUCCCUGUAGCCUUGGGCAAGCCUUCAGACUCACUGGGGAUGGGCUCUGGCCCGGAAGCUGAAAGCAUCUGGGCCUGAGGUGUGAGUACCUGCAGGCUGCUGCUGAUGAAUGCCAUUGCCUUGCUUCUCCCUGCCCAGAUGGAAGUGAACAGGCUGGGUCCUGUGCUUCUUACUGCAUCUGGUGGCCACAAGCACAUGUCCCUUGUCCGUUAUCUUUAGUCCUACAGUGAUUUCUGAUUUCUCAGUGUGAUGCUUAUCUUUAGUGCCCUGACAGGGAGUCGUCCCGUCCUUGCAGCAGACCCUGCACUUCCCCUGUUCUUGUUCACUGUUGAGCCAUGGGUGCAGCUUCUGGCGUAGCUAGAGGAGAUGAUGGGGAGUUCUUUCCAUGUUGUGCAUGCCCAUUUCUGUCACAGAGGCCUGAGCCACUCCUCUCCCAAAGCUCUGGGAGCUGGGCUUCUGCCCAGGGAGAUGAGGAAGCUUUCUGCUAGACUAUUAACUGCAGCAGAGAGCUCAGAGAAGCUGAGCCUGUUAUUCUGAAGGUUUUCCUUUCUGCACCUGAGGUUCACAGCUGCACUGUGAGGUUGAGCUUUCCUGCACUGACCAGUGAGGCUUUUUGCUGGCUCUGGUUGCUCUGUGAGGCUGAGCAGAAGCGCUUUGCACUGGGGCUUUUUGUCUUUCCUGGAAUACAGUUGAGUGGUACCUGUUGAACAUAUCUUCUUGUCUUACUUUAGAUCUAAGCAAAUGACAUUUCCUUGUUAAUGAUGGGAAAAUAAAACAUGCCCUCUGUGCAAACUGCACUCCAUAGUCUUUUCAAUCUGGGGCUGGGCUGACCAGAGGAGGACGGGGCUUGGGUUUGGGGCAAGGGGUUGGGAGCGUUGUGAAAGUACCCUGAGUGCAGGAGCCCUGCUCCCAGGCCAGCAGAGGCCAGGGGCAUGCAAAUACCUUCAAAAUCGUUCAGGACAAAUUUAUGUUGCCAGCACACAUGCACAGUGACAGUGCUCACAGCACCAUGCCACACAGAAAAGCUGUUACCACAACGGAACUAAGCAGCUUCCCUUGUAGGAAGCACAAGUAACUGCUGUCUGCCCCCACCUCUGCUUUCACAAGGAGAAACUGCCCAACUGCGGGAAGGCUGCGAGUCUGGAGUGGUGCAAUAGCCCCAUUGCUGGGGGGAAUUGGAGGGCCCUGACUGCUAGGAAGGUGGUGGUUACUAGAUCAAGGCUACGUAUUGGAGUCAGGCAGGAUCACUGGAUCCACAGAGGCAUCAGUGGCUGUGGUGUUCAGGCUGCUGAGCCCUGCACAGGGUUUGGGGUGCAGGAACUUGGAGAGGCAAGCAGCACACACUUGUGGUAUGAAAAGGUUCUUGUGCAGAUGGACAAGAAGUCGAAGUGUAUGCCAGAUUUCAUUGUGGAGGAGAAAAAGUAAAGAAGGAUGUCUCAA
This is a messenger RNA of Lagopus leucura (white-tailed ptarmigan), 3112 nucleotides long. Its product is annotated as cyclic AMP-responsive element-binding protein 3-like. The record is from RefSeq and is a predicted model, not a curated record. Gene Ontology annotation, molecular function: RNA polymerase II cis-regulatory region sequence-specific DNA binding; DNA-binding transcription factor activity, RNA polymerase II-specific. Bases 82 to 1416 code for a protein of 444 amino acids. Gene Ontology annotation, cellular component: nucleus. Gene Ontology annotation, biological process: regulation of transcription by RNA polymerase II. The transcript is spliced from 9 exons. Lineage: Eukaryota; Metazoa; Chordata; Aves; Galliformes; Phasianidae.